CAAGCUGUCAAACUGCGGGGUCCUUAAGGGUCCUUCCUGCCCUGAGCCGCUCCGCCAGUCUCCCGACGUAAACCGACCACCGGAGAAAAAUCAGUAAAUUAACCCGAAAUCCUCCUCGAACCGAGCGGGUACCGGGAGAUAUGAUGGGCGGUAAGACUAGCGCGCUAGCCGCGGGGGUGUGCGGCGCCCUGCUCGUCGGUUACUGCAUCUAUUUCGACAAAAAGCGACGGAGUGACCCCAACUUCAAGAACAGGCUGCGAGAACGGAGGAGAAAGCAGAAGGUGGCCAAAGAGAGGGCCGGCAUGGCAAAGCUCCCGGACCUGAAGGACGCGGAGGCGGUGCAGAAGUUCUUCCUGGAGGAGAUCCAGCUCGGGGAGGAGCUGCUGGCUCAGGGCGACUACGAGAAAGGCGUGGACCACCUGACCAACGCCAUCGCGGUGUGCGGUCAGCCUCAGCAGCUGCUGCAGGUGCUGCAGCAGACUCUGCCUCCGCCCGUCUUCCAGAUGCUGCUCACCAAACUGCCCAGCAUCAGCCAGCGUAUCGUGAGUGCACAGAGUCUGAGCGAGGACGAUAUAGAAUGAGAGGAUCGAGAGGAAUCGACUCGGUCCCUCCAUCGCUCCGGCCGACGUGCAUCACUUCCCACAUCACGGCGCCCUAAAGACAAUUAGUAUUUUUUAUUCCUGGUUUAUCCGACAGUCGGUGUGUUUUUUUUGUUGUUUUUUUUUACUUAAAUGACCCGUUUUUGGGGUGUUAAAAGUAUCCUAACAGCCAGAGCCCCCCCCCCCCCACUCCCAACGUCAUUCGGUACCAAUCUGCAGAGAUCCUAAAUGAAAAUCUGCAGAAUUUAGCAGACUGUUUUUCUGUUUUGGGGGGGUGGAAAUACGUUAACACCAGAGACGUUACGAUGACAUUUUUCCUUCCCAAUA
Messenger RNA from Sander lucioperca (pikeperch), 926 nucleotides. It is a transcript of the gene tomm20b, whose product is annotated as translocase of outer mitochondrial membrane 20b. Lineage: Eukaryota; Metazoa; Chordata; Actinopteri; Perciformes; Percidae. The record is from RefSeq and is a predicted model, not a curated record. The coding region runs from base 141 to 581 and encodes 146 amino acids. Gene Ontology annotation, biological process: protein targeting; tRNA import into mitochondrion; protein import into mitochondrial matrix. The transcript has 5 exons. Gene Ontology annotation, cellular component: mitochondrial outer membrane; mitochondrial outer membrane translocase complex. Gene Ontology annotation, molecular function: transmembrane protein transporter activity.